UCACGGCUCUUAAUUUCGGCUUUAUCACAGUCCUAUAAAGAAUAUAAUCGCUUAAAUUUUCUUCUCCUAAUAAGACAUUUUAUCGUUCGAGACGGAAGUGGCAUAAAAAUAGGAUUGCCAACAAAAUUCAGUGACGUCACAGGCAUGGAUGAGGUCUUCUAAAAUUACAUGAGAUCAAAAAAAAAAACAAUUUCACGACGUACGAACUGGAUUUUGGCGAGAAAUUAAAUAUUGAAGUGUUUGUUUCGGUGAACGACGUGUGUGAAGUAUAAAACGAACGUUAAUAGAAGGUUUUACAGUGAAUUUCAAGACAGUUGUUCCUUUUGGUUGCUUUGGAUACAAAAAUUGAUAUUUAUAUUUACCGAGCCACCAUGCAAAAAGCACCCACCUCCAAGUUCAAACUCUAGAAUGUGAAUACACCCACCGCCAAAAUGCCUGUCGUCUCGCCUUAUAUCAACAGCAGCUCCGCUCUGUCCGGAUCCUACCGGUCCACCCUCACCUCCUCAUCCAGCCUCGACAAGCCAUAUUUCCGGUCCAGCAGCACCUAUUCAUCUUCAACCUUAAGAAGCUCCUAUGGCGACCGAAGCACAGAAUACAGAAGUAGAUACUCCGAUGUCGACGGUAAAAGGGAGAGGAAAAGUUCCCUAGUGGAGUAUUCUAGAAAUUCUCGAGCGCCUAGUGUCACAGAUUCGGACAGUGGCGUGUCUACUAGAUUCAGAUCGGAUAGAAGUGAGUCUAGAGGCAGAGAUGUUUCCACGACUAGAAGCGAAAGCAGCAAAGUUGAGCGUCCGAAAAGGAAUUUCCCAACAUCUGCCGCUUUGGCGAUGUCCACAGCUGAACUAUAUAACAAAUACUCACCAGCGAACUAUAUUCCGUACACGCAAAGGAUACAGCAGCAGCAGAAUGAGAUAGCGAGAUCCAAGUCGAUAUCCAGCGAUAUCGGGCGACCGCCAGCGUCCGAUGGCUCCAGGUUGAGGAAGCCUAGGAACUCCGCUGCCACGAUUAGCGAGAGGCCCGAAGGCAGGCGGUUUUACAAAGAAAGCUCACCCACAACCAGCUACGGGAAAAGAAACUCUAUGACCAAUGGAAAUAAGGACAGCAAUGGAAACGAGGUACCCUCGGUUUCUGAGAUACGAAAGCGUUUCGAUCCAAAAAUGACAGUGACGAAACUGCCAGCGAACGACUCACGAUAUUCCAAAACUGUCGAUCAUUAUCUCAACCAGCUUAAAGACGUGGAGAACGGCACAGGGUACACUAAAGUCGUCCCUAAGGACGAAAAGCCAGUGCCCGUCCACUCUUAUGAGAAAAACGGCUUUAACAAAUGGGAUUUCUCCAGUUCACGAUCAAACUCAAACUCAGACCUAUCAUUAUCUAAAACCACAUCAGAACCGACAUCACUAGCCAAGCCUACGGUCGAGAAAAACGGCAUGUCAACAUCAUUAACAAUCAAGCUACCGUAUGACCGGAUAGCUAGCAUCAAAUCUCAGUUAGAUCCUAACAAUCCCAUAGGAAAGAUUCUAGAAAAAUCAACAGUCAUACAUGUAGAAAACGGAGAUGACGAUCGCCUGAAGCGGAACAGUCCCGAAAUUACACCAAAGUUGAAAGAAAUUAAGAACGAUAUAGAGAAACAAGUAAAAGUACCGCACACAUCUAACUUUGCUUCGUAUAUACAGAUCUCACAGCCUAUAGCGUCAGGGACAUCCAAGAAAGAAGAUGAGGAACCUAGGAAAUCUAAACCAAGUUUGAAAUACAUAGAUUCUGAAGAAGAUAGAUUAGUGCUUGACAAUGAUAUAGACUCGCCUAGUGGAACUGGGUUUGAAAACAAAACUUUUGAACACGAAAAUUUCCUUAAAAAGCGAAGUGAAAAUCUUGAAAGUGAAAUCGAAGAUGGUAUCAAAUCCAUGGAAACCAGUACGGAGAGUACUGUUAGUGAACCCACAGAAGAUUCUAGUCCUGAUACACCAUCUUCUAGAAGGAAAAUCUUGGACGCGAAGGAUAUAGAAGAUAUCAGAGCGGAGUUAGCGGGCGGGAAGAGCGCGGCCAGCGGGCUGCGGCGCAGCACCGAGAGGGAGCGAGACACCAUCAGUGAAACCCGCGAAAAGUCGCAGGUUAGCGGUCUAAAUGGACUCCGCAACAUUGGCAAUACCUGCUUCAUGAACAGCGUGAUCCAAUGUCUGUCCAACACCAAGCCCCUGCUGGAGUAUUUAGAUCAGGAACAGUAUACAUCGGACAUCAACACCACUCUCUCCUGUAUGAAGGGCGCGCUCAUAAAAGCGUUCGCAUCCAUGAUCAAAGAGUUGUGGGAGCCGGGAGAGCGCGACGCGGUGGUGAACACCACCUCCUUCAAGUCGCAGGUGCAGAGGUUCGCGCCCAGGUUCAUGGGCUACAGCCAGCAAGAUGCACAGGAGUUCCUCCGCUACCUGCUGGAGGGUCUGCACGAGGACGUGAACCGCGUGACCGUCAAGCCGAAGCCGAUCCUCACGGAGAUCGACGACAGCCUCAGCGAUUCAGCCAAAGCUCUUGAGGCGUGGCAACGCUACUUGCGUAUGGAGGACAGCCGCGUCGGCGACAUCUUCGUCGGUCAGCUCAAGUCCACGCUCCGCUGCACGCAUUGCAAAGCUGACUCCGUCACUUUCGACCCAUUCUGGGACCUUAGUUUGCCGAUCCCGUCGCGGACGGGCAACCUGAAGCUGCAGCAGUGUCUGCAGCACUUCACCAAGGAGGAGGAGAUGGACGGAGACGAGAAACCGACAUGUUCGCGGUGCGGCGUGCGGCGCAAGUGUCUCAAGUGGUUCACCGUACACAAGUUCCCGCAAGUGCUGGUGCUGCAUCUCAAGCGGUUCUCACCAACGGAACGUUUCCGCGGCAAACUGAAUGUCGUUGUGGAGUUCCCACUGACAGGGCUGGACAUGUCGCCCUACGCCGCCAGCAAGUCGCAACAGGCCGUCUACAACCUGUACGCGGUCAGCAACCACUCAGGCACCACGUAUUCUGGACACUACACGGCGUACUGCAAGCAUCCCUACAAAGGCGACUGGCAUGAGUACAACGACUCAAGAGUGACUCCAAUCAACCCGCGAAACGUGGUGUCUUCGGAGGCCUACGUGCUCUUUUACGAGCUAGCCCGCUCCUAGUGUACGCCAGUCAAUACCGGCCACUACUAGCCCGAUCAAUGGGGUGCUCUGACUUUGAUGACUAUUACUCCGUCCGUUAUUCACAUGAUUCAGAGUGAAAAUACAGGAUUAUGGAUUUACUAUUAUAAUUAACGCCAUAUAACUUAAUUUCACAAUUUAUUGAGCCUCGGUUUAUAUGUAAAAAAAUGUGUGUGUGUAAAUCUUUACGCGCAAUUAAAGUAAAACUUCUUUGACGAUGACGUUUAUCGCUAUGUUGGUACUUUGACGUGUGUCCUAUUGUGCGUGUGUCACUACUGAGCGUUACUUCCGUCAGAAAAAAAACUGAGUUACUCUCUAGUCGCGCCUAAAGAAGUUUACUUCAAAAAAUAUAUAUGAUAAAGACCUUAUUUGACCUGAAUCAUAUUUGUAUUUACUGAAUUAUUUACUAUUCCUUUCCUAUUAUUACAACAAAUUAUGAAUCAUUAUUUUCUGUUAGUGAUAUUUGUUAAAGUUAAACUUGUAUUUAUUAAUUUUAUAUUUAAAACUACAUGAAACCCAUAUUUGCUCAAAUCCUAUGUAUAUCGGACGGAAUAGUAUCCAAAAUACCUCGUUGACUGGAGUAAAAAGAAGUUGUUUCAAAUAAACUAACUAUAUAGAAAAAUUGUAAAACCUUAAAAGCGAAAUACCCAACCCGCACUGUUCUAUCGUGCUGAAUAUAACCAAAACGUUAUAGAGCUGGCAUUUGCGGUGACAUAGUGUGGCAGUGUCAUCAUUUCUAUAAAAAAUAUAACUUAUAUAAUGACACUUUGUCUGUCCAAGUCGGUGCAGUUAGCUUAGACAAAUUAAAAUGUGGCUUUCCAUAACAGAAGGGUCCUUAAGCAUCAAGUACAAUAAGGUCCUUUUUUAUCUGAAAUUCCUACAGAAAUUCUGAUAGAAAGGUCCUUUUUGCACAUCCCUGCAUAAGGACCCUUUUGUAGUGGAAAGCCACAAAUCGUUUUUCUUUGAAACAGCUUCUAAAACAUAUAAUUAUGACGCAGUUAGAAUGGAAAACUUAUGAGAAACGAGCAAUUUUCGUUGUAUAAAUAACUUGGGCGUUAUAAUCAUAUAUUUUCGUACGAAAUAUAUGUAAUAUUAAUAGUUUAUUAUCAAAUAUUUUUAGCAUUUAAUAACAUUAUAUUAGAGAACAUAAAAUUAUAUAUUAAUACGAUAAAUGUGGCUUUCCACCACAGAAGGGUUACGCUUCAUGUGCCAUAAGGAGCUUUCUAUCGGAAUUUCAGAUGAAAAAGAACCUAUAAAACUCCCGUGAGACUCAAACAUAUUAGAUUGACCGAAAUUGAUUGAAAUUGGACCGAAACAUGUCGAGCUAUUCGACUUAAUAAUACGUGAGUGACCCGGUUUAAAAUAAUCUAAUAUGAAAAAGGACCUUAUUCCACUUGAAGCAUAAGGUCCCUUUUGUGGUGGAAAGCCACAAAUAACUAAAAUAUACUUAUUUCGUCAAGUUUUAAUAGGGACGUUUUAAUAGAUUAUUCGUACUCUUAUUUGCCACCUAAAAUUUUGCCACCCAUUUGCCACCUAAAAAAGUAAAAAUUGCUCGUUUUAUCCAUCUUGCCUCUACACUGCAAACUUUAGGUUUAAGUAAAUAAGAUAAAAUUAAAAGAGUGGACAAAAUACUAUUAGAUAUUUCUUUUUCAUAGCAAAGACCAGUUAACAAUAAAGACUGCUAUACAAAGUCGCGUUAUUCUUGUUGAUGAGAUGUCUCAGUUCCAUAUAUUUUGUAUGGACCUAUGAGCUUCGCAUGUAUUAUAAUUAUAACGACAUUUAGUUCUCAAAUUGUGUAUUUGACAGUCUGUUCUUAACUGGUCUCUGUUUAUAGUAUACUGACGCGUUAACGUUGAAAAUUGCGUCCUUAUGUACAUAUGAGUGUAUAUGCUUAUUUAAUUAUUAAUAUAUAAAAUGAUAAAUAUGAAAAUAAUUUAUUAAACUA
Cydia strobilella is the source of this 5097-nucleotide messenger RNA. RefSeq lists its product as uncharacterized. Gene Ontology annotation, molecular function: cysteine-type deubiquitinase activity. NCBI's taxonomy places the organism in Eukaryota, Metazoa, Arthropoda, Insecta, Lepidoptera, Tortricidae. Gene Ontology annotation, cellular component: cytoplasm. Bases 432 to 3134 code for a protein of 900 amino acids. The record is from RefSeq and is a predicted model, not a curated record. Gene Ontology annotation, biological process: protein deubiquitination. The transcript has 13 exons.